Messenger RNA from Olea europaea var. sylvestris, 1365 nucleotides. RefSeq lists its product as uncharacterized. Gene Ontology annotation, biological process: SNARE complex assembly. The record is from RefSeq and is a predicted model, not a curated record. Gene Ontology annotation, cellular component: lytic vacuole; endosome. Gene Ontology annotation, molecular function: SNARE binding. The coding region runs from base 297 to 1163 and encodes 288 amino acids. Lineage: Eukaryota; Viridiplantae; Streptophyta; Magnoliopsida; Lamiales; Oleaceae. The transcript is spliced from 5 exons.
CAAUACCUAAAAACGAGAGAGAAGUCUGUAUGCGAGAAGUGAUUCCGAAAACAAAAAACUGCUCUGCUUAUCAAUUUCGACAGCAAUUUGUCUCCAGCAUCCGUAAAAGUGAAAGAUUCAAAAUUUCCCAUUUUUUUACUUCGUAUAAUGAGGUUGAAAUUAACAUCAACGGAACCCUAACCCCCACCCCUCGAAAUCUGUACUACGAUGGUGAAGGACUGGUGGACCUACAAUGACGAUCCUUUUUUAUUUUUGAAAUUAAAUAUUGUUGAUGAUUCUUGGAUUGUGACGUGUGAAUGGAAUCGAAGAAGCCUGCUGUGAAGGUGAAAGAAGAGAAGCAGAAGGGACAAGAAGAUCAAAAACCGAAAGUAAUAGAAUGGGAGGAUUGCGAGCAGGAGCUGGCGCGACUCUGUAGUUUGACAUCCGCACUUGAAGAAGCGAUUCGCAAGAAAAAUAAUCUUGAACAGAAACUCAAUUCCCUUAAACAAGUAGAAACCCAAACAUUAAGCCGGACCAAUGAGCUUGAUGAGAUGCAUGAAAAGUUGGAAUCUGGUAAAUUGGUGAUGGGAAACAUGUCAAUGCAUUCAAAGGUUGUAGAGGAGAAAGUAAGAAAGCAGGAGGAGCAACUUAGUUCGGAAAUUAGAUCUUUAUUGGUUGCUGGAGCUGCUCUUUCUGCUCCCAGCAAACGCAUGCAGGACUCAAAUAGAUCACCUACUGGAGAAAAAGGUUAUGUUCAUCUCAAAAACUUGCAGAAGUCAUUAAGAUUGAGACAGCGAUAUAUGGUAUCACAAGUUUCACUGCUUUAUCCUGUGAAGGUUGUAAUUGGACGUGCUCCUGAGCAAGAACUUGAAUCUUUCACUAGCAGUAUCAAAUCAGGAGGUUCUCGAUCAUAUAUACGUGAUUAUGCACCUGCAAUUGAUCAUUCAAUGUCCAGUUCAGACUCUUAUUCAGUAAGUUUGACAAGUUUGAAGCUGGUCGAAUUCCCUCUCUUUAUAGAAGGGCAAGACUUCACAAGAGCAGCCUAUGCUGUGUUCUUGUUAAAUAAGGAUUUAGAGCAGCUCCUGAAUUUUAUUGGAGUGAAGAGCUUAGGGCCAUGCUAUGUUCUUGCUAAUUUGAAGGAGCUUUUGAGGACCAUCCUUUCUUCAGAAUAUAUAGAGAUGUAAGUUUGAAAUGUUAGAAUUGAUUGUUAGUUUUUGUAAAUGGACUGAUUGUAUUCUAAUUUCUUAUAGAGGUGCCAAUUUUUUAAGAAGCACCUUUUGAAAUGUUAGAAUUGAUUGUUAGUUUUUGUAAAUGGACUGAUUGUAUUCUAAUUUCUUAUAGACGUGCCAAUUUUUUAAGAAGCACCUUGGCAUAAAUCUUGGUCCA